Molecule: messenger RNA, 1645 nt
Organism: Haplochromis burtoni (Burton's mouthbrooder)
Lineage: Eukaryota; Metazoa; Chordata; Actinopteri; Cichliformes; Cichlidae
Product: biotinidase
Exons: 6
Coding region: 20-1528 (502 amino acids)
Molecular function (GO): hydrolase activity, acting on carbon-nitrogen (but not peptide) bonds, in linear amides
Source: RefSeq, a predicted model, not a curated record
GCCUUGAGUUACAUCUGUCAUGUCUCACAGGAAGGAAAGAAGAGAAAACAUGUUGUUGGUCGUUACCAUUUCUUUCAGUAUUUCUUUGGCAUCAGUCAUUGCUGCUGACUCAUUUUACAUUGCCGCUGUGUACGAGCACAAAAUAAUCCUGAACCCGGACCCAAGUGUGCCUUUGUCCCGCCAUGAUGCUCUGCAGCACAUGAAAAAAAACCUAGAUAUCUACGAGGAGCAGGCAGCCCUGGCAGCCCAGAACGGUGCUCAGAUCCUGGUGUUUCCAGAAGAUGGUAUUCAUGGAUUUAGCUUCACUCGAUCAUCCAUUGCUGGCUACCUGGAAACCAUUCCUGACCCUCAGACAGAAAGCUGGAACCCAUGCACGGAGUCCGAAAGAUACAACAGCACUGAGGUUCUCCAGAGAUUGAGCUGUAUGGCUCGUCAUAACAACAUCUACCUGGUGGCCAACAUGCCCGACCUACAACCCUGUCCAAUGAACACCAGCUCCUCCUCAUCCUGUCCUCCUGAUGGACACUGGCAGUUCAACACAAAUGUUGCUUUCAGGUCAGAUGGCCUUCUAAUUGCACGCUACCACAAACAAAGCCUUUACCGUGAAGAUUCCUUUGACACACCUCCAGAAAUUGAAAUCAUAACAUUUGAUACACCUUUUGCUGGGAAGUUUGGCCUCUUCACCUGCUUUGACAUCCUCUUACAUGAUCCUGCAGUACUGCUGCUGGAGAGGGGUGUGCGUCAGUUGAUCUUUCCAACAGCCUGGUUUAAUGCGCUCCCCCUGCUGGAUUCUGUUCAGUUUCAACACGCGUUCAGUCUGGGUGCCAAUGUCACAUUAUUAGCUGCCAACCUUCGCAUUGACCGAUACAAUGUGAAAGGAAGUGGCAUUUACACCCCUUUUUUUACCACCUACCACCACGCCUGGAAAGGAGAUCCAGAAGAAGGCAGGCUGCUGGUGGCCAGAGUGCCAGUUUUGGAGCCACUGGCGGGAAACCAAAGUACAGCCAAAGAGGAGGAGGCAGGUGGUGUUCAGCCCACAUCAUCAGUAGCUCCCUCCUACCCCACUUUUGUCUCCAAGAUGAACAAAGACCCAUUUACCUUUGUCCUCUUAAAUGAGACAGAGGGCAAUGUUAAAGUGUGCAACGGCACUUUCUGCUGCCACCUGCAGUACAGGUGGUUACUGAAAGACCAUAAAGAGCUCUAUGCACUCGGCACAUUUGCAGGAAACCACAAUAGCGCUAGCAAAUAUGCACUGCAGGUUUGUGCAAUUGUUCGUUGUGCACGGUUGGAUCAAAGCACUUGUGGACAGGUAGUGGAAGAAGCAGAGUCUAAAAUGGACUUCCUGUUGGAGGGGAACUUUGACACCAAAUACGUGUACCCAUCCAUUCUGACAAGUCGAAUGUCCGUGGAGCAGCCCGAGAGUCUGGAGAGAGCUACAAACUGGAGAGUGACCAUGAAGCACUCAAACAUGAAGGGUGGUUUAGUCACUGCUUGCCUGUAUGGACGAAAAUACCAGGAGGACAAAUAGUGAGCUAUGAAGGAAUCACAAAAAUAAAAUUCACUGUUAGUGUAAAGAGCUUAUCCAACCUUCAGUGAUUAUACAUUUGGUUUGUCUAUUAAAAUAAACCAAAAUAUAAGUCUUGAA